Diaporthe citri is the source of this 1584-nucleotide messenger RNA. RefSeq lists its product as uncharacterized. The transcript is spliced from 2 exons. NCBI's taxonomy places the organism in Eukaryota, Fungi, Ascomycota, Sordariomycetes, Diaporthales, Diaporthaceae. Gene Ontology annotation, cellular component: spliceosomal complex. The record is from RefSeq and is a predicted model, not a curated record. Bases 1 to 1584 code for a protein of 527 amino acids. Gene Ontology annotation, biological process: spliceosomal complex disassembly.
AUGAACGCACCUUUACCGCCGGAUCCAUAUCGAGCCCUUGGUGUCGAGUCGUCCGCAGAUGCCGGUGUCAUCAAGACAGCGUAUCGGAAGCUAGUGCUGAAAUGCCACCCCGAUAAAUUUCCAGACCCCACACUCAAGGCCCAGAAACAAGAAGAGUUCCAGAGAGUGCAGCAGGCUUACGAGAUCCUCGGUGACGAGGACAGGAGGCGCGACUAUGACCUCGAGCUCAAAGCCAAGAAGCUGAAGGAAGAGCUGGCUAAAAGGGGCGGUGCUGCCACCACGAAUACAUCAGCACAUGGCCGCUACGUCAAUGUCAACAUUCGCACCGCAGAACCACCGGCCGGAUGGUCCCCGUCGAAACACUCGACAUCAAAAUCGAGCCCCUACAAGCCUUACUCAAAGGAAUUUUCGCAGUCAUGGGAGAGCGAGAUCCCAUCGCGGUCCAGAGUCUACCACGACGAGGAACGCCGUGCCCGUCGAACCGCGAGCUAUGAGAAGCCUAAGCGUGAGGAUUCUAGGGAGCGCAGGAGGCGGGAGGAAGAUCGGGAACGGGAGAAGCGAAGAGAGAGAGAGCAGGAAGACGCACGGAAAGAGGUCAAACGACAACAGAAACUGACGAAAGAAAGGGAGGCAGCUAGGGAGCGAGAACGGGAGCGCAAAGACCGGAAGAUACGUGAAGAACGAGAGGCGGCAAAGUUGAAGGAAGCCAAGAAGAUGCGCGAGAGGGAGCGCGAGAGGGACCGUGACGCGCGACGGAAGCAGGAACUCGAGGACAAGGCACGAGCCAAGUCGAAACCUUAUCUUGAGCACUCAGGCUACAGCGAGGACGAGGACGAUGUCCGGAGAAGUCGAGCCAAGAAGUCGUCCUCGCCGAAAAAGCAGUCAGACAGCCCGAGUCGAGAAAACCCGACCACCAAGCAACGAGACCGAUCAAAUCCUCGCGAGAGUGCACCAGCCGAAGAUUUGAAGUACCGCGAGACGAUGGCUUUUGCUGCUUCGUACAUGCAGAAGAUACGGAGCAAGGCCAGCAAGACCUCGCCGAGACACACUGCAGAGGUGCCUACAUACUCUUCCGCCUAUCCAGACCCCAACCAAAAAUUUGCACCGAAGCGGCGCGCGUCCGGCGAGGGGAAGCAUGCCAACGAUGAGCCUAAGUCACAUACCAUGCCUCCUGGCUACGUGCCUCAAGCUCAGACCGCGGCCUCUGUGCCCCAUCGGGUCCCCCUGAACCGAGCGUUUACUAUGCAACCGGAGCAUGAGUACAGCAGGCCAGUUGAAAAGCACAGGUCGGCGAGGAGACGGAGGUCUUUCGACGAAGAGGAUGACUACUAUCCGGUACCACCCAUCGAGACAACAUACCAUGUCAGUAGUAGAGACAGGGGCAUACCCAGGAUCAUCAACGCCAAGUACAAGGACCCGUACGCGGCUGUGCCAGGAGUGUCGUUUCCAAAAGUCAAAACGGCUCCGGCAUACGCGCCUGAGCAUGUGGCAACCUCAAGACGCUACGACGAGGACGACGUGGUGACCUCAGAAUACAGCCACAUGCAGCCGUCUUAUGAUUACAGGACAGCGGCAGUUCGCUAA